Molecule: messenger RNA, 3462 nt
Organism: Choloepus didactylus (southern two-toed sloth)
Lineage: Eukaryota; Metazoa; Chordata; Mammalia; Pilosa; Megalonychidae
Gene: RAD51AP2
Product: RAD51 associated protein 2
Exons: 3
Coding region: 1-3462 (1153 amino acids)
Source: RefSeq, a predicted model, not a curated record
AUGGCCGCGCUCGGGCGACCUGCCUCCUCUUUCCCGCCUGCCGAGGGCCCUGGUUGUGAACCGCCCCGGCGCAAGCGGCUCCGCCUGGAGGAUCGUGGCGCGGUCCGGGCGGCAGGGUGGCGGCUGCCUGUGGUGCCCCGCUUGUCUGAGGUGGAGAAAGUCUGGGAGUUGCCGCCCAGACCCUUCGAGGCGCUCCUGGUUCAAACGAGCUCGAUUUUCGAUAAGCGCGCAGACGCCUGUGUGGGGAAGUCAGUCGGUGGGCGGCAGAUGAGCAGCCGGGGGUGCCCGGAGAGCGGGUUUGAGUUUGCAGGGAGGCGCUGUCGGCAGGCUGUGCCCUCACGGGGUUCCGCAUCUGGGCUGAGGGUUCCAGAAAGCUCCUGGGAACGCGGGCGGCGCGGCGGGGAGGGCUCCAAGGAGCUCCAUGGCGCCAGCUCGCAAGCAGAGGCUGCUCGCCCUCCGCCCCACACCGCCGUCCGCGAUGUGCCCGGGCUUCAAAACCAAGACGGAAAACCCGAUUCCGUCCAAGGCAGACGCAGUCGUCAGAAAGACAACGGUUACAUAAAAGAGGCAGAAAAUCCAUUUGUAGAUGUUACCUUUUACAAGGAGACUAAAGCAACACUUCCUGAAAUUGAGAACAGAUGUAAAGCUGACAGUGUUAUGUCAUCCAAUAAAAGAGAAAAUAACAUUGCGGCUACUGUCCUAAAAAUACCAAAAUAUCAAAAUCAGUCCAGCUUGGAAAUUGCCAAAUCCAGCUAUUUUAGAGAUAGCGGCACAAUAAGUAUCCCUGAGCUUCCAACUGAUUUAAAUAGCAAAAUGUCCUCUGUCUAUUUAAAGGAAAUAGCAAAGAAAAAGAAUGACAAAAAUGAGGCAUAUGUUAGGGAUUUCACAAACAUUUACUGUUCCCAAAAUAGACCUGAUGUUAAGAAGCAAAAGUUACAGAAUGAUAAAAAAAAUGUGGAUGCAGAAAGUAUACUUUCUGAAUGUUGUGAAAGUAACCGCCAGUCACUCAGCAACCAAAAUACUCACAAGAGGAAAAACGCCUUGAUCUGCUUCAGCUACUCUAAUCACAGUAGUAUCAAGUGUGAUGUAAGAGUCUCUGAAGAAAUUUUCACUCUACUAGAAAAUGCAAAUGGAGAAGCAGAAACAUGCCUGGACAGUUACAUACCUAUGAGGUUGGAAAAAUCUCAAAGCUGGGACUGUAACAGUAGACAUAUUUUGAAAACAAACAGUGCCAGUUACUGGAUUAUGAAUAAUUACCAGACAAAAUGUGAAAAUCUGAAAAAAACUGGAGAAAAAUUGAAUUUGCUACAAUUAUUAGAAAUAGACCUUUUAGGCAAGGAAGGUUUUCAUAAUUUAAAAGCCAUGAAUACACAUGGAGAACAAUCAAAGCCUCUCAUGAUAGGAACAUUGGAUAGCCAAAAAACAUUAAUAAAAAUUGUUUGGUUAAAUGGUGAAGAAAAUGAUAAUAUGCUACAGCUACAAUAUGCUAUGCAAAAAAAGUUAUAUUUAAGCAACAUUUUUGAAAGUUUCAUUACAGAAAUUUUUAAUUUCCUUGAAAAUAUUUCAGAAAAUAAAAAUUAUAAUACUAUUUUAACUUGGUGUGAAAUUUUGACAUGCAGAAAGCAAACUGGGGUUCAGAAUUUAAUAAGCAGGAAUAUGAAUGUCAAUGAAAAGAAUGAAGCAUUUAGCAUAUAUUUGCAAACUAGUGUCUCAGAACCUCUUACUAUCACACUGAAAAACAACCUAGCUUUUUUGCUCCAUAACUUGGACCCUUUAACAAGAAUUGAAGCUGAUUGUACAUUAGAAGAGGAAUACAUUCUCAAAUGGAGAGUUUAUUUGAAUUAUCCAAAAAAUAUCCUAGUACGAAAUCAUACUGCAUAUCUAGUAAGGAUUUCAACUUUUUCAAGUAUAUUCGAAGAAAAUAUGAAGCCUAUGUUAAAGAAAAGAAAGCUAUUAAAACCUGAACGUGCUUUUGAAGGCUGUGAGAAAGAAACCACCAAUUCAUUCUGUAUGGCUGCUAAAAAUACACAUUUUCCAAUUUUUGAUACUUAUGAAAAAAUUCCUCUAAUGGAUUUUGAUGACAUGCAUGAAAUUUCUUUGACAAAAGAAUUUAGUUACAAGAAUGAGAACUGUCUUGAACAAGUCAUGAAUGUGGAAAAUUUGGCUCAUUUUAGUCCUAUUAUUGUUAAAAAUGAUGCUAAUUCUUAUCCUCAGUUUGCACAGAACAACCAAGGAUAUAUUAAUGAAAAGUUUUUUCAAGUAAAUAUGUACAAACAAGAUUUAGAUACUGAAAGAAAACAGGACCAUAGUAAGAUUAGUAGCUUGAAUUCUAAGUGGAUUUGUGAAGAUUUCUUCAAUGUUAAGCAACAGGCCAUCCUGGCAAGCCAUGACACAACACGUGGUAGAGAAACUGAUACCACAACUAAAGCCCAGAUGCUAAAUUUCAGGAACCCACUAAGUGAAAUCAAAGAAGAGAAACAGGACUUAAUUUUGAAGGAGGAAAUAAACAUCACAACACAAAGUUUAAGUAAUAGUUGCCAAGUUCUUAAACAUAUUAAGAUAGAAAAGGAAGAGAAAGAUGGCUUUUCUUCAGUGGAUAGUGUGUUUUCUGUUCAAUCAGUUUCAUUAAUGAGUAAGACUUUAACUGUGGAAGAUGCCAUACAGAGAAACCAAACAUUUGUUAAUCAAAAUAACAUAGCUGACAGAAAGGAAUUUGAGAGUAUUUUGCAAGAAAGUGAGUUAGCUAAUUCAAAGCAUUUUUAUCCAAAGAAUGACUCUGCAGAAUGUGUUAAUCAUCAUCUUGAAACUGAUUUGAGUGCAGGGAGCAAUGACUGUUUUCAGGACUUAACUGCUAAGUGUUUACCAACAGAAGCUCUGACAAUAGUAAAAGAUUUUGAAAUGAAGAGUAAAUUUGAUUUAGUGCUUGAAGAACUUCGUAUGUUUCAUGAAAUUAGUGCAGACAAAGAAAGUCUAAGCACUGUGGCAACAAACAAUGGGCAAGAAAAUUACUUUGGAGACAGUAAUGAUGUUGAGCUGUUAAAAAAGGAGGCACAAAAAGACUUGAAAAUGGGUACGGGAAACAAAAAAUGUGGGUCUUCUUUGCUCUGUGAUAUUAGAGCAGGUCCCAACAUGCAGAAAAGCCACCAAAGUUCCUUCAAGUGGAAAACGGUGCCCAAUAAGGGAGAACAGUCAGGGCCCUGUGAACACUGCUGGCCACGAGCAUCAGAGGAAGAAUUACCCUCUUCCUCUCCCGGGGAAGAUUGUGAGAAAUCCUUACCUCACAGACCUGUUUUAUUUUCUGAUGAACAUAAGGAAGAGAAAUUUAUUUGUUUACUGAAGGGAGGUAGUAAUUUUUCACAUGGAAUUUCAAGAGUACAUCCUCUUAAGACAUGCAGUCGACCAAUCAGGAUUGGUUUGUCAAGAAAAGCUAAGCUUAAACAGCUUCAUCCCUACCUGAAAUAA